Molecule: messenger RNA, 4618 nt
Organism: Schistosoma rodhaini
Lineage: Eukaryota; Metazoa; Platyhelminthes; Trematoda; Strigeidida; Schistosomatidae
Source: the annotation of a GenBank genome assembly
ACUUGACCUUCUACUAUUGUUAAUGAAGACUGGAAGUUUUUCGCGGCUAGUAUGUCUCUUAUUUCUACUCCAAUGAUUCUGCGGUGCCUACCCGAUCGGUGUAGCUCCUACUAAUGGGUAUACUUCGAAUAAGUAUUUUAACCGUCCUAUUAAUCACGAAUGGAGUAAACACGUUGCGUCUUAAAGGGAAAUGGAAUCCAUCCAACAGAUAUUUAUUUUUGACAAAGUUUGGCUUUCAACGAACGCAAAUUGAUGAACUUGAAGCAACAAGGGGUUACAUUUACGGGACAGUGAACCUCGAAAACGGUGUGUCAAAUACACAGAAUGUGACAGAUAUUGCUACAUUGGUUUUGGUUGACGGUGAGUUCAUUAUGGAUCUCUAUGGAAAUGCCACAGAAUCAAUAUGGACACAAAAUGUAACUGGUAUGACAUAUCAGGAAAGUCAAUGGCUCAUGGAAACUGAACGUUGCAACAAAAUGUUUGAUAAAAUCAACUCUCUUGCUUGGCACAAGACGUGUUCCCCCACAGGAGAAAUGGAUUUACUUCGAUCCGUACCCUGUUCUUCAUCUGGGCUUUGCGCAGAGGAAGAUGAUCCUGAAAGUGUAGUACCGAAUUCACAAUUUACUUUUGUUGUGCAAGACCUUCGGCAACCACGUUAUUGGUAUUUAAGUUUGGUCGCGUGUAAACGUAAUUUAACUACAUGUAAAUGGGAGACUACUGCAAUUCCUCGUUAUUCAAAUUCAUUUUUAUCAUCAUCAUCAUCGUCAUCAUCAACUAAUUCCUUAUUAACACUGAUUUAUGAUAUAUGGCUUGUUAAUGGUGAACCAAAAUUACAGUCUUUCAAUCAAUUUGAACAUCAUUUCUCUUUUGAAACACAUGGAAUUGCACAAAUGUUUUUUAUAUUUCUGUCACUCUAUAUUAUUUUGAAUAUAACAGCACAUAUCAAACUGGUCAAUAACUGCUCACUUCAUGUUUGCCUCUACCUUACUCAUCUUUGGUUGGCUAGUCUAGGAACACUGUUGGCUGCUGUUCACUGGGGUGUUUUCUCAUUUGAUGGUCGAGGACUAGGUCUGAUUUCAGAGUUGGGAACAGUAAUUACACAGUGGGCAGACUCAGUGUUCCUAGCUGUUCUACUGUGUACAUGUCAAAUGGGUUUCAGUCCACAAUGUCCGUCAAUCGCAUUCCAAUCUUGUGAUACUUCAAGAGCUCUUUGUCCACUAACCUCCAAAGUGUUUUCCACUUUACCUACCGGAUUCCUUCACCUUGGUAAAUUUAGUCAUAAAUUGUACAGUUACGAUCCUAUUCGAGAAAAUAUUUAUGCUAAGCCAUCAACCAAUCAAAAGUCCACAUCAUUUUGGCCGUAUGUGAUUUUAUUGGUUACUUUGUUGGUUGGGGUCAAAGCUUUACUGUAUAUAUGGGCUAUGAAAUUGUGGCUUCAACUAAACACGCCCAACUGUAGUGGGUCGCUUAGUCACAAGGAAAAACGCAUACAGUGUCUCCGUUUUGAUCAUUUUAAACCGAUUACCAUUCUUUACUAUCAGUGCCUCAGUAGUAAUAUGGGAUCAUUAACAUUGACAAUAAAUGGUCAGCGUUUUCCGACAGGUUUGAUAGAGAUCCUGUUAUCGAUUUUUCUGUUUGGAAUACAGUGCCUGGUUGUUUAUUGUUAGCUUUAAGAAUUUGCCUAGUGUUCUGGAUAUUGGUAGUUGUAGGACGCAGGCAUUUUAUAGCACAAAUUUACUCUGAGUCGUAUAAUAUGGAUUUAUGUAUCUUGGGCCCAAAUAUCAAUACAAUGCAAUUUGCCGCUGGUUAUCUCCUAUGGAUUGUGAUCUUACCAUUAGUAGUGUUUAUUGGUGAGACAAGCGUAUCUCCCUUGUGGCGAACAAAAACUAUAUCACUUAUAUGCUUCUCUACUGACUAUGUAGCGGCUGUUGCGUACGCUUGUCUUUUAUGGCGUUCAAACUCACUUUUGGAUGAAAACGUGGUGGGUUACAAAUUUAUUCGCUGAGAUUUUAGAAAUAUAUAUUAUUCCUAUAUAGUGGUGGGUUAUCGUUGUUCACUCUAGCUUUAUACUUCCUUUCUCUGCUUCCUACCCUUUCAUCCCUAUCCAACGUACUCUGUUCGAAUCCUGUGAAUCGUUUGAUGUUUAUUAUAUUCUUCACUUCUAUUUUUGUUUUUUUUUUGUUUUCAGUCUAUUUGCUAAAUUUGUGCAUUAUCAACAAAUCUAUACAGAUGUUUCAGAAAUAUGAUUUUUUGUGCUGAUACCAUGUGAAUUACAUUCAUUAUUUGCUAUUUUGGAAUUUCAUGAUGUAUGUUCAUUGUUUUCUUCUUUCUUCACUUCCAUGUUCGCAUUAAUGGAUUGCCAAUCCUUAUCUUCUUCUUCAUCAGUGUUCUUCAUUAUUUAUACUUUAUAAAUACUUAUUUUUAUAAUGUCUAAUUCACAAGUUAAUUGAGACUUUAUAUUUUUGCUCACAGACUAAUAACAAUUGAUUUUGUGACUAAUUAUUGCAUAACAGAUCAGUGGAUUUGGGUUUUCGCACUUUAUGUAUUUAACUAUGACAGUGGUGAUAUGACCUAACUUUAAAUAUAAUGUACAAAAAUUCGGUAAACACUUCACAAUACACGUGAUACUAUUACUUUGUACAUUUUCGGAUUAUAAUUUAUUUAUUAAAUUGUAUUGAAUUGAUUGAGAAGCGGUUUAUUUAGUACAAUUAUUAUUGUUUCUUAGGGAAAGGCACAUUGUACACAUGUAUUCUCUAUAAUAGACUGUUUUCUUUAGAGUUAACCACCAUUUAACUAAAGAAAGUAUACGAACAUUGAGUAUAAUUUAUUUCCUGGUCAUAUAAAUGAAAAAUGGUGUACAAGUAAUACGUUUUUAAAGCUAAUUUUAUCCAACAUAUCAACUGCUUUUAUUACAUUACUCAGGUUUUCAAAACUAGACAGAAACUGACUGACAAAACAACUUGUUUUGAAGUGAUGAAUGUACUAGUCUUAAAUUAAUUGAUUAUUUAAUGGUAGACUAUUGUGUUUAAUCACUUCAUAGUACAGACAGACCUCAUUUUUAACAUAUAACAUUGUCAAAUUAAUUAAUACAUACCUCAUUUUGGCCUUUGUAAAAUAUUAUAAUUAUAGACCUAAUUUUAUUGGUCGCGUUUGAGUCCCCUAGAUUAGCAUAAUCCUUCUUAACUUCAGAUAUAUCUUAUUGAAUAGUACCGAUUAGCUCGAAACCUAGUUCUCGGGGUUCCUAUUCAUUGGUUCCAGCCACCUAGGAUAAUCGGGGUUUGGGUUUCAUCGCGUACUCAAAUACCACUGUGUGUAACCCAUAUAAAUUAUUUUAAUACUUCUAAAUACCAAACCUUUAUUCUUUUAAUCUGGAGUGAUUUCACUUUGAAUUAAUCUGUUGGAGAACGAUAUCUCUGAACGUCUUGUAUAUUACGGGAUGUCAUUUCUUUUUUAUCCAUAUUUUAAAGCUGUGCUUACUUUAGAAACGAUAUCGCUGCUAAUUGUAUACUGACUACUAAAAAAAGAUAGAUGAUAUUUUGGCUUUUGUAACAACGUUAUAUAAGCUCUAUAUGUUAGUAACUUAUGUAAAUCACGUUUGUCAGGAACUAUAUCAAUAACAUAUCUUCAAAAGUGAGUUUUACGGUUUACAAUUUACAACAUUACCGUUUAGAUGAGCAGAAUGUUUACUGACUACUCCACGUUUGAUGUGUGCCAUAAGCAGUCUAUCUUUUCGUAAAAGACUUAAAAAUUGAGUCAUGCAACCCUCCUGAAUCUUGUGUUUUUAAGACCCAAUUAUAAGUAUUGGAUGAAUCCAUUUAUUAAUGCCUAUCUUGCGGAUAUCUAGGAAGGAUUAAUUAAUUCAGUGUAAUCGGCCAUUUCUUUAGCAAAUAUGAAAGCUAAACUUUAAAAAUAUGACUAGUUUAUUUUCAGCUGGCAAAGCGGAGUCGACUUAUUUAAGAUUCCUAUUUAUUCAGACUUAAGUACUCAUCAUUGCUUUUAGCUUGAUGUGGAUGAACUAAAUCCUUAGGAAGUAUUGGUCGCAUGAUUUAAAUUCCCUAACAUUGCUGAUCCAUUGUGCCUUUGACUGUGUUGAAUAGGGGAAUGAAAGUGGAGGCUAAAGAAUAAGUAUUUUAGUUUGUAGAUAAAUCCACAAGCAGAAACCAAGCUAGUAAUAAAUAAACAAUAUGUUGUCCACUUUGCCGUCAUCUACUUGAAAAAAUAAUUGGAUGAUGGAUAAAUAGCUAGUUGUAGCGCUCCCUGUUAGGACACCCUUUUACGACCAUGAUACAAAAAUGAUUCAACAUUGUCUGAUGAAUAGUCAAACAGAAAAACAACUGGGGCAAGAGCUUUACAUAGUCAAAACACGAGCCUGAGUGCCCAUGGCCAAGCCUUGUUUAUAAGACGUUAAAGUAAUUAAUCAUGAGGUGUGUUAAAAUAUGUUAGGAAACACAGAACUAGAAUACCAUCAAUAAGUCAUAGAGAUAAAGAAUCUAUUAAUUACAGAGGGGAAGGGGUUUGACGAUCAAGUAAAAAAUAGGUGUAUAAAGUAUGAGUGCAUUAAAUAGGUCAGAUGAUAAGUGGUUAGAGGGUGUUCAGCAUUAUAAGCAAAGAUGGAUAG